This is a messenger RNA of Blumeria graminis f. sp. triticale, 954 nucleotides long. The record is from the annotation of a GenBank genome assembly. NCBI's taxonomy places the organism in Eukaryota, Fungi, Ascomycota, Leotiomycetes, Helotiales, Erysiphaceae.
AUGAACUGUCUACUAGCUAUCCUUUUGACCAUGGAGAAUAAAAUUUAUCCCAAUGGUCGUCUGGUGGUAAUGGAACUCGGAGAGAAUGCUAAGGUAUAUCAUACCUAUCGACUUACAAAUACAACAAAAUUCCGGCAAAUUAGGAAUCAUACUGGCAUUUUCAUGGCAGCGGCCCCAAUCAAACAUUUCGGGACCUAUCUUACAAUCUACUGCUCCCCCUCACUCAGUGCUCAAAACUUAGAAACAUUUGUCACCCAAGGUACAAAAACAAUGGGCAUGCAUUCGGCCCUUGGCUUUCACCAAAGUGUGACCUCGGAAGAAAAAUGCCUCGAUUACCUUCGAGGUGGUUAUGAGUUGUUGCAGAAAAAAAAUACAUCAAGUGAAGAAUUUGAGCUGAAUGCUCUACCUUAUAUACAGAGUGGGAGAUGUACGGAAAGCUCGAUUUACUGUUUAGCUUUACAAGGGGAAAUUUCCUUACACGCCAAAUAUAAUAUAAAUAUUGAACAACAAGGGGAUAAAACCAUAGAGGUCGGAUACCAUAACGGCUUUCGCAUGGACAGUAUCGUGCUCAACGGUCAAUUCUUACAAAUUAUAGAAACCGACCAACAAGAUUUUGGACUCGCCUGGUACCAAGGAGACCUUGAAGUAUUCGUAAAAGCCCCAUCAAGUAACGUAUGGAGUCUAAAAAGAUCAGAAAGUGAUGAAUUCCCGGAUCAUCGUCUCAUCAUCGACCUUGUGGCCCACCGUUUCCAGGGAGUGAGAGCAAUCAUAGAAGCCUUGGAUAGGCUAAACCGAAAGAAUAGGGGUAUUGCCGAGCAAAGAGAUUCUUUGACACCAUUACGUAAUAUCAAGAUGUUACUUGCAAACUUGGGAAAACAUAGAAAAAGAUUUACUCCAGUACAUGCGACCGGCUUCUUUGGUGCAGAGCCAGCUACGCAAGCCGUCAGUUCAUAG